AUGACCCCGCACCCUUUCGAUCCCCUGCGUCCUGAAGAGAUCAGCCUCGCUGCUGAGAUUGUGAAAACAUGGACCGGAGACGAUGUGGUGUUCAGGGCCAUCACCCUCGCGGAACCUCCUAAGAAAGAUAUGGUCUCUUUCCUAGACAUCGAGCGUGCAGGCCCAGGGGCACAGUCCCCUGCUCCACCCCCUCGGCAGGCCAGGGUCCAGCUCUUCCACGGCCGGGUACUUCACGAAGCCGUCGUCGACUUGGACCGCCGAGUCAUUGUCGCGAAAGAGGCGCUGCAUGGUCGACACUCCUACAUCGACACAGGCUUCAUGGAGAAGGCCGCCGAAGCUUGUCUCGCUGAUCCGCGCGUUCAGGAGGAGAUCGAGUCUCUGAACCUCCCCGAGGGUGCCACCGUUGUCGUUGAGCCGUGGGCAUACGCCACGGACGGGGUGAAGGAUAUGAAGGACCGCUGGACCAUGGGAUGGUUCUAUUUGCGACUCUCCGACAACCCGGAUGCCAACUACUACGCCUACCCCCUCGAUAUUUGUGCCGAAAUCUCCCCAACUCUCCAGGUCACCAGUGUCUACCGCCUCCCCUCGGGAGCAAACGACAAGACGCACUCCCGGCGAAACGAAUUCGACCGUCGCCGCAUCCACACCACCAGCGAAUAUCACCCGGACCUCGUCGACGACCGGAGGACAACCACCCGGCCCUACCACGUGUCACAACCAGAAGGCCCAUCGUUCACCACGGAAGGCAACCUCAUCCGCUGGGAGAAAUGGACGAUGCGCAUCGGCUUCAACUACCGCGAGGGCAUGACCCUGCACGACGUCCGGUACGACGGCCGGAGCCUCUACUACCGGCUCUCCCUCUCGGAAAUGUUCGUCCCCUACUCGGACCCCCGCGCGCCCUACCCGCGCAAGGCCGCCUUCGAUCUCGGCAACGACGGCGCCGGCAUCAACGCCAACAACCUAGCCCUGGGCUGCGACUGCCUGGGCCACAUCAAGUAUUUCGACGGCUGGCUGACAGCCGCGUCGGGGACGCCGGUCCGCAUGCCCAACGUCAUAUGCUGCCACGAGGCGGACGACGGCAUCUUAUGGAAACACACCAACUUCCGCACCGGCAACGCCGUCGUCACGCGGUCCCGCGUGCUCGUGCUGCAGACCAUCGUCACCGUCAGCAACUACGAGUACAUCUUCCUCUUCUACUUCCAGCAGGACGCCUCGCUCUUCUACGAGGUCCGCGCCACGGGGAUCAUGUCCACCGUGCCCGUCGACGUCGGCGACUCGGCAGUCCCCUACGGCGUCAACGUCGCCCCCGGCGCCAUGGCCCCCGGCCACCAGCACCUCUUCUGCCUGCGCGUCGACCCGGCCGUCGGCGGCCACGCCAACAACUCCCUCGUGGUCGAGGAAUCCCACCCCCUGCCGCCGGACGAAGCCGCGAACCCGUUCGCCAUGGGCUUCGCGACUCGUUCCCGGACCGUCGAGGCCGAAGCGGGUCUCGAUCUCGACUUUGCCUCGAACCGCACCUUCAAGGUCGUCAACGAGGCGCGGCGGAACCCCGUCACGGGGACGCCCAUCGGCGUCAAGCUCCUUCCCUGCUACAGCCAGAUGUUGCUCGCGCAUCCGUCGUCCUACCAUGCCCGCCGGGCGGAGUACGCGACGCACGCCGUGUGGGUGACGCGGUACCGCGACGACGAGCUGUUCCCGGCCGGCCGGCAUACCAUGCAGUCGCUCGGCGGGGAGGGCAUCGCCUCAUGGAUUCAGGAGAGGGCGCGGAAGGGGGACGGGGAAGAGAGUGCAGUGCGAGACCGGGAUAUCGUGCUGUGGCAUACGUUUGGGUCGACGCAUAACCCGCGUAUCGAGGAUUGGCCCGUUAUGCCUUGUGAGAAGAUGGUUGUUGGGCUUAAGCCGGUGAACUUUUUCACUGCAAAUCCCGGCUUGGACGUCCCCAUUUCCACACAGGAGAGGAGUUGCAGUGUGCUAGUCGAGGGGAGGAGGCCCGAGUAG
Molecule: messenger RNA, 1998 nt
Organism: Sodiomyces alkalinus F11
Lineage: Eukaryota; Fungi; Ascomycota; Sordariomycetes; Glomerellales; Plectosphaerellaceae
Product: copper amine oxidase
Exons: 3
Coding region: 1-1998 (665 amino acids)
Biological process (GO): amine metabolic process
Molecular function (GO): quinone binding; primary methylamine oxidase activity; copper ion binding
Source: RefSeq, a predicted model, not a curated record